Molecule: messenger RNA, 2118 nt
Organism: Mycotypha africana
Lineage: Eukaryota; Fungi; Mucoromycota; Mucoromycetes; Mucorales; Mycotyphaceae
Product: WD40-repeat-containing domain protein
Exons: 2
Coding region: 450-1985 (511 amino acids)
Molecular function (GO): protein binding
Source: RefSeq, a predicted model, not a curated record
UUUAAAGUUGGAAGCAGCAGUUGCGAGGAGGAUAGGUACAAAAGGGGAAGGUUUCACUCAUCAAAACACCGCACAUUUGCUUACUUUGUCUCACAGGUCCUAAAACUGGCGCGUUGCUGGCACUUAUCUGCUUACUACUAUCAUAGACUAUAAAAAAAUCUCACAUAUAACAUACUGCAAUUAGACAUGUAGUCUAUUAGCUCUCGACAAACUUCAUGGCGGAAGUCUAGUCAUGGGCAAAAUGUGAGUUCUAGAAUGCUGUUUGCUAAAUGAUAAUUGAUAAGAAAAACUCAGGGACACAGAGCUUUACGAUCAAAUCAAAAUCACGAGAUACGAAACACAGAAUGUUGUCUGUUCAGGCCCACUUACCUUAAACUGAGGCCACCUCUGAUACAUCUUGCUAUACUUAUUCUUUACAGCAUUUCUUAUUGUAUUCACAACUGAAAGUCAUGCAACACUCUUUGUUACCAGAGCUUCGAGACCCUAAGGAAACUCUUUCGGUGUUAAAGAGGACAGUAAUCUCUAAUCUAAGUUUGAAAGAACGUGCUGAAUUCCUGCAAUUCUUACAAAAUUGCUCCAUUACAGUUGAUCUCAUCGAGAAAUUACCGUUGGAUAUCACUACUCUUAUUUUCGGCUAUUUUAAACCGGAAGAGUUGACUAUUUUAAGGCUAGUAUCAAGAACUUGGAAUAGAAAAGUAACACAUGACUCCGUUUGGAGAAGGAAAUGUCAGGAAUAUAGUGUCAUCCCACCAUCAAAAAGCCUAGCGGGCAACUUUAACACAACAGUACCUAUCUACCACGACAUCUUUCGCAGAGCCAUGACUGCAUGUAAAACAUGGAAGAAUCUAGCAUGCAGACGGAUAGAGUUGCAUUAUCAUACAGGACCGGUUCUCUCUCUGUUAAUAGUCCAUCCUACACGUGUCAUUACAGGUGACAUCAAUGGAAAAAUACACGUCUUUGAUUCACAAAACCAAAAGUAUAUCACCUGUAUCCAAGCCCAUAAAGGACAUGUAUCAUGUCUUGCUGCCUCCACUAGGCACGAAAAAUUGCUAGCAUCGGGUUCGGUUGAUCAUACUAUUGUCAUUCACGACUUGGUCACUUUUCAGUAUAAGAUGUGUUUACGCGGACAUAAAAAACCAGUAACAGCACUUGCUUUCAGCACCCAACGCAACCCAACAAUAGAUUCAAUCACGAGAAAGAAGGACUAUUUUGCACCACUCAUCAGCGGAUCUGUUGAUAAAACCAUACGUAUUUGGGAUACUAAGGCAGGGGUAUGUUUGCGCAUACUUAAUGGACAAAGCAACACUAUCAAUUCCAUCAUUUAUAUACCCUACCUUCCUCCCAACUUCUGCAGGUCUAAAACAGAAUCAAAUGCUAUUCAAGGUAACAAAGCCGGCUAUUUGAUCUCGGGUUCCAGCGAUCAAAAUAUUUUCUUAUGGGAUUUGAAGAAAACCAUCGUCAAAGAUCAGCCAGAGGUUCUAAGCUCUAUAAUGAAAACACACGGUCCUAUCUCAGCAAUGGCCGUAUACAAUGAAUUUCUUUAUACAGAAGAUGUUAAUGAGGAUGUUAAUGAGGAUAAGCACCUGAGAAUGAGAAGAAAAUUGGGAUAUGGUUCCCUCGACUGUUACGUGUAUGCAAAAAGACCCAUUCAUGUACCUCCUUUUCUGGCCUACGCUGCGCUAUCAGAUCGAGCAGUAUCGAUCUUUGCGGUGCCUAGUCUAGAAGAUGCACAGGUCGCUUCACUUAAUGUGCAUUCUAAUACCAUCUGGUCUAUAUCAGCGGCACCUAUUCAUUCAAAGUUGGUCAGUACUUCAGGAGAUAAAACAGCUAUUGUAUGGGAUUUGAAGUCACCGAAAACGAGAUUUAAAGUAGGAGGCUUUGAUAGUCCGGUGAUUUGUUCAGCUAUUUCUCCACAGGAGGAGCUUUUAGUCUUUGGUACUGAAUUGGGAACUAUCGUCAUUUUUGAUAUGCAGGAAUUUGCUUAGUGCCACUGAAAUACAUUAACUAAUGUAUUGAUGUAUAUAUCUGUCUACGAUGCUUACGUUUGAUGAUUUUAAGCAUUAAUUUAUUAUCGCCUUUAUACUCUAAACAAAAGAAUUAAAAUGUUUUGUUCUAUAC